UGUGUUGGUGUUGCUUGGCUUGCUUGCUUUCAGCUUUCUUUACUUUGCUUGUACGCGCGUCGUCAGUCAAAUGGACUGUUUAUGUGUAGAAACAUCUAUCGCAUAACACACAAAUCGUAACAACAAACUUGAUUGUUAAUAAUAAACCGAAACCAGCCCUGUACAGUGCCAAUAACAGAAGGAUAUUUGGGAAAUAUGUGAAAGUGACAGUAGCAAAAUCGACAUAGUUUUUGUGUGAUUAUAAUGUUAUUUCGCAUAUUUUCGAGUACCGUCAGUCAGUGUAUCGGCGUUAAUAAAGAAGAUGUUGCGCGUGAGGCAUAGUUCUUGUGUAGUGGAGGACACUUGAUCGGGAACACUAUGUUCGAAGCGGGAUAAGCGUACUCGACUAUAGCACGAUCAGCUAUAAUGCAACACGAGUGUACGCAGGAGGGCGGCAGGAGCAGGUACGAGCGGCGCAGGCCGAGCAAGGUGCUCAAGAUAGCCGAAAGCUUCACGAACUUGGAUGAGACGGCCAAGUCGGGCCGCUACGUGCGGGGCCCGCACUACAAGGCGGGCCGCAGGUAUCGGGACGGCGAGAACGGGAGCCGGACUAAGCGUGCGGUGUGUUGUGAUGAUGAUUGUGAUAAGGAGUCAGGUGUUAGUGAGGAUUGUGAGAGACUCGGUGACCGCAGGGUGACGGGCUCGUCAUGCACGGCCCUCAGGACUGCUGUGGCAGCACUCUAUCCCUUCGACGACUUCACCCUCGAGAAGAUAGGCUCCGGGUUCUUCUCCGAAGUGUUCAAAGUAACGAACAAGACCUCCGGUAAAGUAAUGGUGCUGAAAAUGAACCAGCAGCGCGCCAACAGGCCCAAUAUGUUACGAGAAGUGCAGCUCAUGAACAAACUAAAACAUCCUAAUAUACUCGGCUUCAUGGGCGUAUGUGUUCACGAAGGCCAGCUUCACGCUCUCACGGAGUACAUGGAGGGCGGUUCCCUUGAACAGCUGAUCCUCAGCGAGCCGCCGGAGCCUCUCCCUCAAGCCCUCAGGGUCUCCCUCGCAGCUGAUGUGGCUGAAGGCAUGAUGUACCUACACUCCCUCGGUGUCUUCCAUAGGGAUCUUACUACUAAGAAUGUAUUAUUAAGAAAGUACGGAGAAGGCGACUAUAUGGCCGUCGUUGCUGACUUCGGCCUUGCAGCGAAAAUACCUCAUCCGAACGGCUACCGGCUGCCGAGCGUGGGUUCACCGUGGUGGAUGUCUCCCGAGUGCCUCCGCGGUCGCUGGUACGACCACCGCUCGGACAUAUUCUCCUACGGGAUCAUACUGUGCCAACUUAUCGCCAGGGUGGACGCCGACCCGGACGUGCUCCCGCGCACGGACAACUUCGGCCUCAACUACAUGGCGUUCGUGGAGCUCUGCGACGAGGACACCGUGCCUGACUUCUUGAGGCUCACCUUCAACUGCUGUAUCUAUGAGCCAAAAGCUCGUCCACUAUUCCCGGAAAUAGUGAACAAGCUGGCUGAAGUGAAGGAGAGCCUCGAUGACGCGGCCUGGGGCUCGCUCACCAACAACAACCAGUAUGAGAGUGAGGACGCGGACUCGUCGGGUCCGCGCUCGUGUCCCGGACUGUACGCGUGGCGCCGGCCGCAGCGCUUCCGCUCCGAGGGCAGUCCGCGCCAUCACGAUCAUGAACAACUGCAGCACCGGCGCUCGCUGUCGGAGCUGGAGUGGGGCGCGGCGGGGUGGGGCGGCGCGCGGGCGGGGGCGCGCUCGGCCUGGGCGCUGGGCGCCGCCCCGCCCGCGCCCCGCCUGCCGCGCCUGCACCGCCUGGCGCACAUCAUGCUGCUGCGCGACGCGCACGCCGCGCCCGCGCCCGCGCGCCGCGCGCUCGACACCUUCCGCGGCGUCAAGAAGAUCCUCGAGCCGCACCCCGGCUCCGCGUCCUGCGCCGAGCUGGCGUCGCCGCCCCGCGCCGCGUCGCGCGCGCUGGACCUGUCGGACGACGCGCGCGCCGCGUCGCUGCCGUCCUCGCCCGCGCUGUCGCGCCGCGGCUCGCUGGACGCGCGGCCCGCGCGCACGCCGUCCGGCCACGAGCUGCGGCGCCGCGCCUCCUGCGAGAGCGGCAUCUUCUCCGUGGCCAACGAGGAGCUGUGCCCCGCGCGCUGCGGCCGGGCCCGCGUGUGUCCCUGCUCGCUGGUGGGCUGCCACCGCUGCUGGUGGUGGCGCCCCGCCGCGCCCGCCGCGCCCGCGCCGCCGGGCGAGGUGCGCGCGCGGCUCUGCGCCGCCUGCCUGCUGCAGUACGACCGGGCGCUGGACGCGCGGGCGCGGGACGAGGCCGCGUCGCCCUUCCUGUGCGGCCGCGCGGACGACGCGCCGGCGGCGGGCGGCUCGGCGGAGCGGCUGUGCGAGUACCACAUCCUGGCGUCGUGCUGCUGCGCGCGCUACGAGCCCGCCGCCACCACCAGCGUGUACACGGACAGCUCGGAGGACGUGGCGUCGCUGACGGGCUCGGACAGCCUGUACUGCGAGGAGCGGCUGCCGCGGCACGUGCGCUCGCUGCAGAUCAGCAAGAUCGUGGAGUACUUCGAGCGCAAGGGCGCGGAGUUCACGUGCUCGCGCUCGCGGGCGCGGCCGCGGGGCGGGCGGGGGGGGCGGCUCAGCGUGUGCGACGGCGCCGUGCGCUCCAAGCUGCCGCUGUUCGACAAGCAGUCAUAGCGCGCCGCCGCCGCGCGCCGCCUGCUGCCCGCGUAGCGGCGUAGCGCGCAGCGGCGUAGCGCGCAGCGGCGUAGCGCGUAGCGGUGUAGCGCGUAGCACUAGUGACGAGCAGUGUUCGCGACAGAACAUUGGUGGCAGCCGUACCGUUGACGUGACACAUGCUGAUGCAGUGGGUACCGCUGACUGCGUCCGACGAGCCGCCGGCGACUCUACCGACCCUGCUUCACGUUUGUUUGACUGAUUGUAACUUCGAACUUUAUUUAUAUUUGCAAUAAAGGCGGAAUUUGAGAUUACAAAAAUGGUUGUAGAGGAGAUUAGUCGAAAUUAUCGGUGAUUAUAGUCAAUGUGUGGUUGAAUAGUCCUUUAUGACGUGGCCUAUCCGUAUAUUAUGAUGGCCUUUUAGUCGUUUUUAGUCUAAAUAUUAUAGCCGUCGUCGCGUUCUGAACUUUAGUUUGGCUAACACAUCAGAUACAGUGUUGCAACCUGUAAAUAAUAAUUAAUUUUAGGUUAUGUUUCAAUAACUUUAUAAUUUAUUUUUAUGUUUCCAGUAUUAAAUAUUACUUGCCAGUUUACAGCUACUUUAAGUAUGUACAUAAUUUAAAAUUUAAAGUUAAGUUGUCAUAAUAAACAAGCGUUGGCUGCGGUAGUACUGAACUUAAUAUGUUACGGUAGCAGUUAAAUACUGAUUGCGUUUAAGAGCUAAUUUAUAAUUUAACUAUACAAAGAUUCAAUCGCUAUAUUUCGUUAAACUUCGACAAAGUCAUAUUAUUAUUUAAAAUUAUUAUUUACUUUGAAAUACAUUUUUUAUAUUUAUCUUUACCCUACAUCAUAAAUUAUAUCUAUACUCAUAAUAUACGGACAACAUACGUCCUAAAAUUAUAUAAAGUAACACAAACUUGGUGGUGCGUUGCUAGUCUUUUAAAACGCACCAUUGUGUCGGAAUCCGUCGUAUUCAAUAGUAGAAGAUGGUGUAAACUACUUACCCAGAUAUAUGGAAUAAAUUAAUAAAAUGUACUUGAGAACGAACGCCUCAAACGUGCGUACAUUUAGAGCAAAAGGAUGACUGAUUAUAUGCGUUUUUUUCCUAAAUGUACGCCCAUAUUGAACUAGACGAUUCAUAGAUUAAAGUUUUGAGAAUAUAAUAAAUUGACCCAGUAAGAGAUACGUACUUACCGUUAUCACGGAAUUUCAGUAAACCGAAGAAUAGUAGCCAUAUAAAACGGUUUUCUCGGCUUUCAUCUAUGAGCCUCCGUUCAUUUCACCUUCCACUUUCCUCUAAACAAAAUAUAAUGUACAAAUAUGUGUCAAAAAUCAGACCGAACUAUAGAAAAACAAAUGUUCUGUAUUGCCUGUUACUUUAACUACUACCAAUGUAGUAGAAAUUCUGUAAAUUCUCUAUGAUAUUACGCAAAAAAUAUGAAAUAGCAGGCAAUACCGAAAAUGUUAUAUUAAUAUCAUAUUUUUGUAAAUACAGUAUUAACAUGGUGUAUUUAAAUAUCAUCGUCAUCUUAUAGUAUAUUUUACUUUAAAAUCAUGGUUAUAUUGUUAAAUUCAGGGUAUACAUGGUGUAAAUAUUUAAUGUUGAGAUAAAAUGUGAAAUUCUUGAGCCGCGCUUGCGGUUUACAUGUCAGUGCCAAAAACUAUUAUUUCAAAUAAACAAAUUAUAAAAUCACAUGCUUGGUUCACUGUGGUGUUUCGUUCAGCAUGAUUAAAACCAUGAAAAAACGAUUGAAAACUGAUAAAAAAAUAUUUGUCAAUAAUAAAAUGACUUAACCAGCCGGCUGAACGAGGCGACAUCGUCAACCAAGACCGCCAAGCAUCAGGAUAUCGAAUUAGUGUUGAAACUCAUUAUUUUAUAAAUGAAAGAGCAAUUACGUGUCCGUCCAUAGUUAGACGAAGAAAUGCUUUGUACAGUUGUCCCAUCUGUCGGUACACACCAUUUUACACUCUAUCGGGAUAGACAAAAGGAUGAAAAUUGUGUUACACUGACAGAUGGAACAAAUUCUAAUGUUGCUAUUAGAUAUGGUCGCAUUUCUAUCGACACUUCGCCCGUUGCUCCCUAAUAUGUCCCAAUUGUCCUAAAAGUACAUAUUUUGUACACUUUUUGGGACCUAUUAGUGAACAAUGGGCACUAAUUGGACACUAAGACUGAUAGUGGAAAUAUUUAGCAGCUUUUUGCAGCCAAACUGUCAGAGACAGUGUACUAUAAGCCAUGAGACAAAUGUUAUUAAUAUGAAAUGCUGGACAGAUGGCGCCACUUACGAUUGUCCCUCUAAGAAACAACUGUCUAGUCUAGUGUAUAUAAUAACACCGUCUCAUGUCUUAAUAGUGUUAGCUUUCAUUGUAGUCCAACUAUUUUAUUCUUAUUAAAAUCAUUGCUGUAAAUAUAUACCAUUGUUUUCCUAGCCGAUUUUACUAGAUAAACCCAUUUCAUUGUAAUAUACAAUUGUCAUAUUACAUCAAUGAAUCGACACUGAUUAAAUGGCGAUUCAGAAAUCGUUUUUCUGUAGUUAUAUUCAGCCAAAAACGAAAUAGGAUGGCGUUAACAUAGAACAAACUGUACCUAACUAUAAAUGUAAGGGAAUAACGCAUUUUUAGCGUUAUUUCGAUUCAAUUUAAAUCAUUGUGAUGUGAAUAAAUAAGUAAAUUGA
This is a messenger RNA of Helicoverpa zea (corn earworm), 5342 nucleotides long. RefSeq lists its product as uncharacterized. The coding region runs from base 406 to 2691 and encodes 761 amino acids. Lineage: Eukaryota; Metazoa; Arthropoda; Insecta; Lepidoptera; Noctuidae. The record is from RefSeq and is a predicted model, not a curated record. Gene Ontology annotation, cellular component: nucleus; cytoplasm. Gene Ontology annotation, molecular function: protein serine/threonine kinase activity; ATP binding. Gene Ontology annotation, biological process: actin cytoskeleton organization; protein phosphorylation. The transcript is spliced from 9 exons.